Messenger RNA from Malus domestica (apple), 2203 nucleotides. Its product is annotated as F-box/kelch-repeat protein At3g27150-like. The record is from RefSeq and is a predicted model, not a curated record. Gene Ontology annotation, molecular function: protein binding. Gene Ontology annotation, cellular component: cytosol. Lineage: Eukaryota; Viridiplantae; Streptophyta; Magnoliopsida; Rosales; Rosaceae.
AUGAUAACUAAAAUAAUAUUGUUGGUGUAUUAUAAUCCCUGCACCAAGCAAAUGGGGAGUCAUAUUCAACUCCAAGUUGAAUUCUCUCCCUUGCUGCCAUCACACUGCUUCUACUUCAUUUCCUCUUCCACUCUUACCAUCCAUUUUUUUCUCUGUGCCUUGAUGGCCUCCCUCCUUCCAUCCUUUCUCUCCUCUGAUCCUUCUCUCUCCUCCUUCGCUGCUGCUUCAAUCACUUGGUUUUCUUGUCGCCCGCACAAAGUUUGAUCCUUAGAGAUUAAUUGGGCUGAGAGACCACACACCACCACUUUUCAUUUUUUUCAUUUCUUUCAUUUUCUUUGCUUUGACUUUGAAGGUUGAUUCCCUGGUAUUACUUCUCUUUCUUCCCUACUUUUUUUUUUUUUUUUUAAAUUUUCAUUGGUAUCAUCUCUCUGCAAUAUUUAUCUUCUGUUUAUCUGCAGUCUGCUCAAUUUAAGUUCUCUGAAAUCGCCAAGAAUUUAAAGGUUUGAGGGUUUGAGGGUUUGAAGGAGUCAAUGUCCAGAGAAAAAGAAAUGGAGGGUACUGCAGCAGAAGGAGGAGGAGAAGAAAGCAGGGGGUUGUGUAGAGAUGAAUGCAAUAAUAAUGUUCUCAGUUGUAAGAAAUGGGUGUUUGCUAGUAAUAAUGCCGGAGAAAAGCUUGGAGAUCAAAGCCUGAGCCACCGUGAAUUUAAAUAUCCACGACAGCUUAGGCUCAAAGUUGUUGGUUCCGGUUCCUUAGGAACUGUGCCACGUAAACCGCAGGAUGCAGAUUAUACAAUUCCUCCCCUCAUUGAUGAGGUGGAGGCUUUGAUCUUAGCCAGGGUGCCGAGAUCAGAGUACCGGAAGUUUUGUACCAUAAACAAGCGCUUUUUCGCGCUGUUGAAGAGCGGUGAGCUAUACAAGAUCAGGGCCGAACUUGGGAUUAAGGAGCCCUCUGUGUUUGUGUCGCAACACGGGGAAAAUACGUGGUGGGAAUUUGACAGGCAGUUCAGGUUUUGCAGGAAGCUCCCAAUCCUACCAUCGGAUUCGUGCUUCACGUCAAGCGACAGGGAGUCCCUUUGUGCAGGGACUCAUCUCCUGGUGUCCGGCAGAGAGAUAGAGGGUGUUGUUGUUUGGAGGUAUGACAUGGAAGCAAACCAAUGGGGCAAGGGUCCUAGCAUGAUCAGUCCGAGGUGUAUGUUUGCUUCUGCAACAUGUGGUUCCUACGCAUAUGUGGCCGGCGGGAUGGGAUUGGCAAGUGAUUGGAAAGCCAUGGAUUCUGCUGAGAGAUACAAUCCUGGGACUAAAUCAUGGGAGCCCCUUCCAAACAUGGAGCGAGAGAGGAGGAGCUGCUCCGGCUGUUUCUUGGACAACAAGUUUUUUGUGAUUGGAGGGAAAGAUCGGCAUGGAAGCGAUCUAUUCUGUGCAGAAGCCUUUGAUAUUGAGAAACACACAUGGGAACUCAUCCCGGACAUGCUAGAAGCUGACUGGACAACUCUAAGCAACCCAUCUCCACCACUUAUUGCGGUGGUGGCCAACCAGCUCUACUCUCUGGAAACUUCCACAAAUGAGCUCAAGGUGUAUUUGAAGCAAAGCAAGGCAUGGAAGAAGUUGGGAGUCGUUCCAGUAAGAGCUGACGCUACUUCCGGAUGGGGUGUAGCCUUUAAGUCGCUCAGGGACGAGCUACUUGUCAUCCAAUCCUCAUUAGAUUCAUAUGCAGGAGGCCCUGCCCUCAUAUACACUUGCCGCCCUGAUCCAACUGCUGAUGAAUUGCAGUGGCAAGCUCUUGAGCACGGCCACAGCCGCCCUACCCGCUUCAUAGUUAAUUGUUCCGUCAUGGCUGCUUGAAUGCGGUUAACUUAAACCCUAAAAGGUGUGAUUUCUGCCUAGGUAGCCGUUUGACGUGGUGCAUUUAAAUUCCACCCUUCUUUGGUGUCAUGGUAAUAACUAUAAUAGUCAUCAACUCCCGAGAAACGGUAAAGGAAUAAGAACUAUCAUGUUAAUGGACAUACAUAAUGCAGUGCAGGCAGAUGAUCAAUACGCUUCAACCGGGUUAUUCUAUUCCACCUCUUAGAAGGCUUUCCACGAGUACAAACUAGUGUUCAAUUUUCCACAUGUUUUUCGGUGUUUGUUGUAUUAUUAUUAAUGUGCGCGUCUCCCUCCCAAGUCCAAACCUUGUUAUCUAAUGGAGCUUUCUGAGUUUUUCUUUA